CAAAAAAUUAUAAAUCAGAAAAAUAAAAUGGUAUUGUGUUAUUAAAUCAAAAGUAAAAAAUAAUACUUCAUUGAAUAACUGUCGGACCUAUCCACAUCCCCCUUGCCACGCCACUGCAUGUUACGAACAAACUAAAUACUCCUUUAAAAAACUACAGAAACCCAAACUUUCUUUGUCUAUCUUAAUGCAUAUGCACGCCCAAGAAUAAUAGGGGUAUUCUCUAAGUCUUGAAAAACCCUUGAACGUUGCACGGUAGAACUGGCUUUCCUAUGGGAAAACUUUCCAAACUGUGCAGGGGUUAUACGGGAAUUCGAGAAUACCCCUAUUAUAUAUAAGCAUAGGAAAUAUUCAUAUUUUACACAUAAUUACUUACCUUAUCAGCUCAUUUGUCAAUGUUUCAUCGAAGAAAAUCCUAUAAGUUAGAUAAAAUUUGCGCACCUUUACCGCCUUUAUUGGCAAAAGGCAAGUAUUGGCUUAACGGUAAAAACAAAUGAACAUACAUACACACACACACAGAUACACGUAUAUACACAAAACCAGUAUGUAAUCUUUUCUAAAAAUAUUUGCGCAAAUACAUACGUACGUACAUAUGAACAAACAAAGCCAAGAAUUAAAGUCGAAAACAUAUAUACAUACAUACAUAUGUGCAUACUACAUAGAAAAUCAAAAGUUGCCCUACAAUUUCGGAUAAACUUAAUUUUUAGUUGAAAAAUAUCUUUGCCGCGUAACGCUUCGUAUCCUUAAAAUGUCGGUCAUGUUUGCUAGCAUUACAACGGUCGGUACAACCGUCGGGACGACUAUAACCUCAUAUUUACGAAACAGUACAUCAACGGUAUAUUCUGCCGGUAAUAAAAGUAUCGCGAUUACUACCGCUCUAACAACGUCCAGUAGCGAUAAUGUAACAGAAACUCCGUGGCUAUCCACAACGGUUGAACCAGCAGCUUCGGGUACUGUUAUCAUCACUGAUGAUUAUUGGUACUGGGGCAGUUUGUAUUACUUCUACAUUAUUUUAUUGCUAUUCUUGUGCUUCGGCUUGAUUUUGGCCGGUAUUACACGCAAUAAACGUUCAGCAGAGGCACAGAGAGGUAAUGAUAAUAUAUGUACAUACAUAUUUAUAUCGUACCUUUACUACAAGAGCGUCAAAGAAUUAAAAAUUUGAGAAUAACGGAAUUAAAGUUUACAGCCCCGUGAUAAAAAAUGAAGACACAUUUUCUUCUAAGGAGCUAUUAUUACUCGGUGCGCAUGUGUAUUUCAGCAUAAACUAGAAUAACUUUUUUUUGAUUACAUAUUACACUCUUGCAGUAAUGGUACGAUAUAUCGCUAACUUAAAGUGAAAAGUUGCUAAGUCCACUUUUUUUGAAAAGUCAUAUUUUGAAAUAGAAAGCAUGAGAAAUUAAAAAUGCGUUGUUUCGAAAAGGGUUAAGCUACUUUCGAAAAGAAUUAAGGUACUUUUAUUUUAUUAUUUCUCGUUUAUAUUCAAUGAAAGGUAAAUUUGCCAAGUCCAAAGGAAACACCAAAAAACCGACGAGGCCAAAAUAAUACGAAAUCUUUUAAUAAAGACCGAAUCUUUCUGAUUCGUAUGGAAUUGGCAUUUGCUUUAAAUACGCAAAAUUGUGUAUUCAAAGUUUUGCGAAAUACUUGAAGUGGCUAAAUGAAGUUUUCCAAAAAAAAGGGAACCUUUACUUCAAGUGCCCUAAGCCUUGCCUUAUUCAUGUCUAAUCCUUACUACUCAAUUGGUAAGGCUUUCGACUUACUUUAGUAAGGAUUAGAGAUAUGAUUUACUUAGGUAUAGUUUUUUUUUUUUGAGUUGCGAGUUGUAUCGUUAUUGUAGAGGACCAUCUAUAUGCACAACACAGAAAAGAAAAUCUACUUAAAUACCGCGCUUUGAUAAGUGAAUCGGCAUUUUUAACAAUAAUAAAGUCAAGUCUAGAGCGAAUCGUUUAUUUAUUUAUUUUCUAAUUUUUGUAAAUAAUUGAUUAUUUUUAACGCGAAAUAUCUUCAGUCACGGUAGUAGGUAAAAGGAAUUUCAUUUUACUGCAGAACAAUUUAAAAUCGUACGAGUCCUAUUUUUUUACUAUAUACAAUG
Molecule: messenger RNA, 2086 nt
Organism: Rhagoletis zephyria (snowberry fruit fly)
Lineage: Eukaryota; Metazoa; Arthropoda; Insecta; Diptera; Tephritidae
Source: RefSeq, a predicted model, not a curated record